Messenger RNA from Diachasma alloeum, 2699 nucleotides. RefSeq lists its product as uncharacterized. NCBI's taxonomy places the organism in Eukaryota, Metazoa, Arthropoda, Insecta, Hymenoptera, Braconidae. The record is from RefSeq and is a predicted model, not a curated record. Gene Ontology annotation, cellular component: extracellular region. The transcript is spliced from 5 exons. Gene Ontology annotation, molecular function: chitin binding. The coding region runs from base 122 to 2599 and encodes 825 amino acids.
UGAGUCUCGUGCCGCUUAGUGCAUCGACUGCUCCAUUGUGAUCUAGUGCUUUGUGUUCCGACAAUUUACGCCGGAUUAAAUAAAAAAUUCAUCACCUUUCAGUGGGAAGAGGGUUUCCGAUAUGAAAAUAUAUUUCUCUAUCUGUGUUCUGUUGAGUGUGGAAUGCAUCACCGGAUUGGAUCCGACUUUGGACGGCGAUCCGAGACGGACUUUUCCCGCCAGAAGAGCCAUAGAUGGAUCGCGCGGAAGAAAAUACUAUGUGCCGGAGGAGGAGGAUACCUUCGACAUUUAUGGAGCUAGCGGUCAAUAUGAUCCUUAUAGAGAUACAACAGAUUUUUCAGACAUCAGGACAAACGUUCCGGGUGAACCAGGAGUUGAUUACCCUUCGUACGUGACGAUCCCACAGACGAGUUUCCAAUGCCAGAGUCAAUACAGAGGAUACUACGCAGAUGAGGAGGCAGGCUGUCAAUUAUUCCACGUUUGCGACGGUAACUUCCUCGUCUCCUCGUUCCUCUGCCCCAUCGGCGCAACAUUCAGCCAGAAGUUGCUGACCUGCGACUGGUGGAACAAAGUGGACUGCUCAUCAACCCGAAACUACCACAUAGUAAACCGAGACAGUCUGCUCAGUGAAGUGGACGACGACGAGAUCCUCCGCAAGGCCUACGAGAUGACGAGCCUCCAGACGUCCCGCAAGGACGUCUCCAUCGACUCAAGAACCCGAAACUCAAUCCUAGAAUCCGCCCGCUUCAUCAACGACCUGCAGACCAGUCCGAAUCGCUACGGCGAUUACGCGGAUAAUUCCCCAGAAGUCCAGUACAAAUACAGCUCAAGAUACAACUCAGGUGACUAUCGAGACCGGGCCUCCGGGUACUUCCCCACGCUUCUCCAGGAUAACCAGCAAAACCCGAGGAUAAAAGUCCACACAAUCGGCCAGGACCACAAGAACGACGCGGACCACAAAACCCGAGACUUCAGGCCCUCGUACGCCCCAACAGUUCCAACUGUCACCACAACUACCAGAAGAUUCUACUCCCCGACAGUCCCAACAACCUCCGCAAGACCGAUGUCCCGACCCCGCCACGACCUGGAGUUCGAGAGUUCCGAUCACCUGUACUCAGCAAGAGGAAAGACGACAGAACCCUCAGUAAAUCCAGUCACGAGACCAACCGUUGACACCACAACAUCAGUCGUCGUGGAUGUCCCGCCGACUCUGACCGACGCAUAUCAAUCAAAAAUCGAGGAUAGACGUCCCCAAAGUCAAACAUCUCCAAAAUACGAAGCUGUGACCGAAGUUACGAUGGACAAGGCGCAAGUCGUAACGCAAUUCUCAGCGAUUGAAUUCCAAUCGGUGUAUUCCGGUGAAAAUUACACAUUCCAAAUCGACGUGGAUGACCAGAAUUCCCGGGCUAAGGAGACCGGAUCGGCGGAGAUUCCGUCGACCAACAUAAUCCCACCGUUCUUCUACUACUCCAAAAACCAGGAAACUAACACUACUUCGUCCAACCAAUUCAUCAUCAAUGUUCCAGCAACUGACGUUAUCCCCCCGCUGUUCAGCGACUUCUCAAACGAAACCAGAAAGGAUUAUGUGGACAAUCAUGUGGUGAUUCCAUCCGAGGAAAUAAAAUCCCCUUUCACCGAAAUCAAGAGCGUUUCCCCAAUUAUUCAAGACACUCCCAGAGCAGAAGAGAACAUAUCGUUCCUCGAUGAAUCGGUCGCUCCGCCGUCGAGAUUAUUCCUCCCGCCGGUUGACGAUUUCCAACUUGAAAAUUAUACGAAUGUGAUUCAGAACGAUGUAGGGCAGCGACUGGGCUACAAUAAUGGGCCAAAUGGAGAGGAGGGACAUCGUGAUUCAACCGAGGGUGAGAGUUCACCGUACCAGGUGUCUCUCACGGUGAAAGGAAGCGAGGAGUUCAAUCCUCGAGGUGCACUGAUCAAGCGUUUACUCGCCCAACAUGAAUCUUCUGGUGACAUUCGAGACAUUGAGAUUGAGAAAUCCGAGAGGAGUGCAGAACCUUUGAGUGACCUCCAGAGCAAUUCGACGAUAGAUUCGAGCGCGGCUGGUGACGCUUCGAGGGCGCAGAUAAUCAAUUACGCGGUGCUCAAUAAAUUGCAGGAGAUCCGUCCCCUGGGGUCAUUAUCGGAUCUGCGGAAUGCAGAUCACCUUCCAAGGCCGUUCUCCUUGGAUACUCGUAAGGGGGUGGGUAGAAGUCCCGGAGGGCCUGGAGUCAGUGAGAAAAAAUUGAACGAGGGUCAGGAAUCUGAAGCUAAUCCACACGAAGGAGUGGAGGUGAGGAAAGAGCAAGAAGUUCUAGCAUCGAAAAAUGAUACUCCGUUGAAAUUCGAUCUCCCUGACGUAGCCCGAACGACUGACUUCAGGAGUGAAGAGAAGCUGAAGGAUUCGGGGGAACGAGUGAGUGGGGACAAAGAGGAAACAUCAGAUAAAGAGAAAGAUGGCACUGAGUUCAUACCUUCGAUAGGAUUUUCGCUCAACACAGCGGAGGAACGCAAGGAGUACACAGAAGCGGUGAUCCGAGGGCUUUUCACUGACCUUUCGAGUCCUAGUGUAAAUAGAAGUAUCGAUAAUUCUGAGAGUUCAUGAGUUAUAUUGUAAGAUUUUCUAAGAGUCACUCAAGAUAGGAGACGCUUAAGAUUAUGUAUAAUAGUUCUCUCUGAUUUAAUAAAUUCGUAUUUUUCCUUUA